Pangasianodon hypophthalmus (striped catfish) is the source of this 2074-nucleotide messenger RNA. RefSeq names its product regucalcin (gene rgn). Lineage: Eukaryota; Metazoa; Chordata; Actinopteri; Siluriformes; Pangasiidae. The record is from RefSeq and is a predicted model, not a curated record. Gene Ontology annotation, molecular function: calcium ion binding; gluconolactonase activity; enzyme regulator activity. The coding region runs from base 171 to 1070 and encodes 299 amino acids. Gene Ontology annotation, biological process: L-ascorbic acid biosynthetic process. The transcript has 7 exons.
GCUCGUGUCACCGCCUCGUCACGAGUCCAAGCGCUCGAGGAACUUUACAGCACUCAUGCAAACAAACGCAGAGUGAGCAAACAGACAGACAGAGAGACAGACAGACAGACAGACAGACAGAGAGACAUCGACUGGACGACAAGGAGCAGCCUUUUCACUUGCAAGAGGCUAUGGGGACUGUCAAAGUCGAGUGUGUGGUGAAGGAGCAGAAUGAGAUCGGAGAAGGUCCAGUCUGGGAGGAGAAAGAUGCCACUCUGUUGUAUGUCGACAUCUAUGGCCCGAAGAUCAGCCGGUGGAGCUCACUGACCAAUCAGAUAGAGAGUAUGCACACAGAGACGUAUGUGGGCUGCGUGGUUCCACGCAGGUCAGGAGGGUACGUGAUCGGAGAGGGAACGCGCUUCGCUGCUGUAGACUGGGAGAAGCGUGCCAUCACGACCAUCGCUAACGUGGACACGGGAAAGAGCAACACCCGCUUUAAUGAUGGGAAGGUGGAUCCGGCCGGCAGGUUUUUCGCAGGCACCAUGGCGAUUGAGGUGCGUCCGGCUGAGCUGGAGAGGAAACAGGGCUCGCUGUACAGUCUGCACCCUGAUCACUCUGUCGUCAAACACUUCGAUCAAGUGGACCUCUCCAACGGGUUGGACUGGUCUCCGGAUCAUCGCUUCUUCUACUAUAUAGACAGUCUGACGUACAUGGUGGAAGCCUUUGAUUAUGAUAUACACACUGGAGGAUUAGCUAAUCGCAGAAUGGUGUACAGGCUUGAGAAAGACGAAGGCAUUCCUGAUGGCAUGUGCAUUGACGCAGAAGGUAAAAUAUGGCUGGCCUGCUACAGUGGAGGAAGAGUGGUGCGCAUCGACCCUCAGACAGGGACCAGGCUGCAGACAGUGAAGCUGCCUGUCGCUAAAAUCACCUCAUGCUGUUUCGGAGGGAAAGACUACACUGAUCUAUUCGUCACCUCCGCUUAUAAAGGCAUGGACGAGGAAUCACUCGCCAAACAGCCCCAAGCUGGCUGCAUUUUUAAGGUCACUGGUUUAGGAGUAAAGGGAAUUCCUCCAUAUUCCUUCUCCGGCUGAAACUCCAGAGCAUCUCUGGAUUUAGUGAAUUACAUGAGGACUGUACUAAUUAUGUUCGCUUAACUGUUCAACACUGACAUAUUGUUCUAAUAAUGAUCUACAUAUUGUUCUAAUAAUGAUCUGAAUUCAAGAGACUGAAUUAAGCAGCUUUUUUGUCCAUCUAGAACAUAAUAUCCAAUGACAUCACAUAUCAGUUAGUACUUUAAAAGGGAAUUAAAGCCUUCAUGAGUGAAUCAGUUGGCAAAAAUGCUUGAGAUAUAUUUGUGAGUAAUAAUAAUAAUAAUAAUAAUAAUAAUAAUAAUAAUAAUAAUAAUUAGUGAAUGUAAUGAUAAUUAACAUGUUUACAGUUUUGUUGAUAAAAAAUCCUGAUAACUCAUUUCAAAAAAAUCUUUUUUACAAAGUAAUUAAAGUGUUUAUUAUCAUCGUGUGUAUCUGACAUCAUAGAUGUUUAAAUCCAAGAUCCAAAAUGUUUAGACGCUGCAGUAAUGGAAUACAAUAAUGUUCUGCUAUUUUACAUUUAGCCGCAGUGUUUUUCACUCAUACAUCUUCAGUAAGCUGUUUUUUCUGGGUCAGGAUAGUGGUGAUAUCCUGCGAGCACAGGGCACGAGGUGGGAAUACCCCGUGGAUGGGACACCAGUGCACUCACACACAUUCAGACACUCGUUCAGGAUUAGGGCCUGUUUCGCAAGUCCACCUACAAGCCUGUUUUUAGGAGGUGGGAGAAAACCGGAGAACCCAGAGGAGAUCAUGGACACGGGGAGAAAAUGCACAGAGAGGAACCCGAGCUCAGGAUCGAAGCAGGGACCCUGGAGCUCAGAGACUGCAGCGCUAUCUGCAGCAUCAGCAUGCCUCCUCCUUUUCUUUUUAAUUAAUUUAUUGUUGAUGUGCAAGAUUAAUUGUUUCUGAUUAUCUGGUGAAAUACAUAAAUAUCAGAUGAACACAUGCAUCAGUCACUGUUUGUAGAUUUGUGAAAUACUUUUAAUUAAAAAAGCAAGAAUAUUCAA